CUGAAAGUGACAGUAAAACAAAGAAAUACAUAUGCAAAAGAAACAUGACAACCAGACUCCAGAUGGCUGGCAAUGGUUUAGACAGUCUUCAUUUAACUACCAAAUAUUACACUUAAUUUGAGGCAGCCUUAAGCUCUCUGUCUUUUGCUCUCUUUCCCUCUCGCUUCAGCCAAGGUUUCAGUUUUCAUUCUGAGUUUGACCCUCCCAUCUCUAGGAGAGGUCAAUAAAGCCUGCACAACCUUCCUCAUCAAAUAGAUUCUGAAACAUUUAUCGUGCAGACGUCCUAGAUAAGGUAUGGAUCUGGACAGAACUCUGAGAACAAAACUUCACCAGCUGGAAUGCCACUUCACCUGGGCUCUGAUGAAAGAUGAUAUAGAUCUAAAUGAUCUUCUCAAUAGACUGGAAGAGCAGAUUAAGUUGGACCUCGUAAAGAAAGAAGGACUUGCCCGAACUUACAGUGCUUUGGCAUAUGUCCAGUUCCUUCUGGGGUUUCACGAGGAGGCACAUAACAACCUCAUGACAUCUGUGGAGCUACACAUGGAAUGCCAUGGGGAUGAAUUUCACAAGACACUCAUUGUCACUUAUGGAAACAUUGCCUGGUUAAACUACCACAUGAGGAACUACACAGAAUGUGAAAGUUAUCUGAAGAAGCUUCAGGAGAUAAAUGAAACCUUUCCAACUGAGUUUUCAUCUGUUCCAGAGGUGCUUGGUGAGAAGGGAUGGACUUUUCUUAAAUUCUCACGCAAAUAUUACGAUAGAGCCAGACAAUGUUUCAGGAAGGCUUUAGAUCUGGAACCUGAGGAAGGUGAAUGGAAUGCUGGUUAUGCCAUUGCUCUGUAUCGCACCGAAUACGAGAGGUUCACUUUGGAGGAUUCGCCUACAAUAAAGCAACUGAGACGGGCCAUUGACACGAAUCCAGAUGAUGACGUUCUCAAAGUCCUCUUAAGCAUGCGACUGAUUGUUUACAAGAGGUACAGAGAGGCUGAAAGCUUAGUAGAGAAGGCUUUAGAAAGAUCUCCAGAUCACCCACAUGUCAUGCGAUAUGUUGCGAAAUUCUUCAGGAAUCAAGGAAGUGUGGACAGGUCAAUUGCUCUUUUGAAGCGAGCACUUGAAAGCUCACCCAAUUCAAGUUUCAUACAUCAUCAGUUAGCUCUUUGCUAUAAGCUGAAGAAAAUCCAACUGCUGCAGGAGGGAAGUCACCAUGCCAAAGGGUCAAGAGUUCAACAGAUUCGCGAUCAAUGCAUCUAUCAUUUAGAAAAGGCCACCAGCCUGACGGGCUCCUUCAUUUCUGCAAUGAGCGAUCUAGCGCUGCUGUACGGAGAAAACCACGACAUGUCGCGGGCUGAGGAGCUGUUUCAGGUCACUUUCAAAGCAGCCGAGGAGAAAAACGACAAUCUACAUGUGGUCAAUUUUUAUUAUGCUGAAUUCCAGCUGUACAGCCACAGAUGUGAGCAGUUAGCUAUCAAACACUACAUGGAAUGUCUGAAGAUGAGCCCGGAUUCAGUCGAAGGGAAGAGAAGUGCCAACAGUUUAAAGAAGAUCGCUGACAAACGGAUUAAGAGAAACUCGCUGGAAGGGGAGGCUUAUGGGAUAGUAGGGUUCCUUCAUAAGAUAAAAGGGGAGAAACAUCAAGCCAUUGAGUGCUAUGAAAAAGCUCUGAGUUAUGAAGACAAUGAUGAGUUCCUCAGUAACCUUAGUGCACUCAGGCUGUCCUUACAGUAAAGUCAUCACAUAUUAUGUGCUUACACUAUCAGAUGCACAUUAUGCAAUACGCAUUUGGGUGUGCUACAUGUACUGACACUUUAUGGUUAUUUAUGCUAUAACU
Sinocyclocheilus anshuiensis is the source of this 1825-nucleotide messenger RNA. RefSeq names its product interferon-induced protein with tetratricopeptide repeats 5-like. The coding region runs from base 295 to 1722 and encodes 475 amino acids. The record is from RefSeq and is a predicted model, not a curated record. Gene Ontology annotation, biological process: defense response to virus. The transcript has 2 exons. Gene Ontology annotation, molecular function: protein binding. Gene Ontology annotation, cellular component: cytosol. Lineage: Eukaryota; Metazoa; Chordata; Actinopteri; Cypriniformes; Cyprinidae.